Molecule: messenger RNA, 934 nt
Organism: Lobosporangium transversale
Lineage: Eukaryota; Fungi; Mortierellomycota; Mortierellomycetes; Mortierellales; Mortierellaceae
Exons: 2
Coding region: 16-897 (293 amino acids)
Source: RefSeq, a predicted model, not a curated record
UGUCUGUUCAGAAUCAUGUCGUUCUUGAUUCCCAUAGGAAGAUCAUGUGUCCUCAUUCCUCGUUCAUUGAUCAGGCAUAAUAUGCGCUGCAUCUCUUUCUCUGCUGUCACAACUAAACACCACGGUACCAGUCAGAAGAAAAAUACUCCAAACAGCAGCAGUUCAACAAUUGGUCUGCAACCCCAAGCAGUGUCAACAAAAACAACAGCGGCAAAGCAACUUAAAAACCCGUUUGCAACCCCAUCCAAUUCAGUCGUAGCUUAUGUAGGGCCUUAUGCUGGAUCUCUUCGUCAAUGCAAGAGUGUCGCGUUCGUAUUUGCAGCCUGUGGCUGCAUUGCUAUCCCUACUACUCUCUUUCUUGGGAACACAGAACAUUUCUUGGCAAUCGUCGCUGGGGUGAUCUCCUUGUCCCCUUUGGCUCUCCUGCAUGCACUCUUCCGUAACAAUGUAACCAAGAUCCACGUGCAAGGCUCAGCGUCCUCCAAGGUCCCUGCAGCGAUCAAAGUAUCUUCUACGGACCCACUCAAGUUAACGUUUGAGAAGCUAUCUUGGCGAGGUGUACCGUUACAAUCCCAAGUUUUCUCUACAGACUUGUUUGUGCAAUCAGAAUCGGACAAGUCAGUUGUGUGGACCACAACGUCCGCUACGACCCCUCUUCCUACAUCACCUUCUACAUCCUCGAAUUCAUCAUCAUCCAGACUGACUUCGAAAUCAAAGUCAAAAUCAGGACCGAAGCCGACAUCCGUAGCUCUACCACAGCUCCGUAAGGAAACAUAUCGCAUUGAUAAACAAAUGAUGCGUAGUAAUCCUAGCUUUGCAUUUAUAAUAGACCAGAUCGAGUAUCAGUCGCGUCUCUCUCACAACAAGUACACUAAGAGCGAUAAUUCAGCCAAAUAAUCCUGUCAUUUGAAUGCAUAAAAAGCUAAAUAAUCCG